Messenger RNA from Lagenorhynchus albirostris (white-beaked dolphin), 5880 nucleotides. It is a transcript of the gene FIP1L1, whose product is annotated as factor interacting with PAPOLA and CPSF1. Gene Ontology annotation, cellular component: mRNA cleavage and polyadenylation specificity factor complex. The record is from RefSeq and is a predicted model, not a curated record. Gene Ontology annotation, molecular function: RNA binding. Bases 235 to 2304 code for a protein of 689 amino acids. Lineage: Eukaryota; Metazoa; Chordata; Mammalia; Artiodactyla; Delphinidae. The transcript is spliced from 20 exons.
GACUCCGCGCUGCUUGGCUGCUGCUGCGCGUGCGCGGGCGCGGGCGGAGCGGCGCCGGAGCCGUGUUCUUUGCCACCUCCGGCGCCGGGGCCACCUACCCUGGAUUUGAGUCUCGCGCCUUCUUCGUUCGCUCGCCGGCGGGUUCGCGCCCCUCUCGAGACCCCGGGCAGCGAGGCUGGGGAAGGGUUGGAGGGGGCUGUUGAUCGCCGCCUUUAAGUUGUGCUCGGGGCGGCCAUGUCGGCCGGCGAGGUCGAGCGCCUAGUGUCGGAGCUGAGCGGCGGGACCGGAGGGGAUGAGGAGGAAGAGUGGCUCUAUGGCGGCCCAUGGGACGUGCAUGUGCACAGUGAUUUGGCAAAGGACCUAGAUGAAAAUGAAGUUGAAAGGCCAGAAGAAGAAAAUGCCAGUGCUAACCCUCCAUCGGGAAUUGAAGAUGAAACUCCUGAAAAUGGCGUACCUAAACCGAAAGUGACAGAGACUGAAGACGAUAGUGAUAGCGACAGUGAUGAUGAUGAGGAUGAUGUUCAUGUCACUAUAGGAGACAUUAAAACGGGAGCACCACAGUAUGGGAGUUAUGGUACAGCACCUGUAAAUCUUAACAUCAAGACAGGAGGAAGAGUUUAUGGAACUACAGUAGGAACGAAAGUCAAAGGAGUAGAUCUUGAUGCACCUGGAAGCAUUAAUGGAGUGCCCCUUUUGGAGGUAGAUUUGGAUUCUUUUGAAGAUAAACCAUGGCGUAAACCUGGUGCUGAUCUUUCUGAUUAUUUUAAUUAUGGGUUUAAUGAAGAUACCUGGAAAGCUUACUGUGAAAAACAAAAGAGGAUACGAAUGGGACUGGAAGUUAUACCAGUUACCUCUACUACAAAUAAAAUUACGGCCGAAGACUGUACUAUGGAAGUUACACCAGGUGCAGAGAUCCAAGAUGGCAGAUUCAAUCUUUUUAAGGUACAGCAGGGAAGAACUGGAAAUUCAGAGAAGGAAACAGCGCUUCCAUCUACAAAAGCUGAGUUUACUUCUCCUCCUUCUUUGUUCAAGACUGGACUCCCACCAAGCAGAAACAGCACCUCUUCUCAGUCUCAGACAAGUACUGCCUCCAAAAAAGCCAAUUCAAGCGUUGGGAAGUGGCAGGAUCAAUAUGGGAGGGCCGAAUCACCUGAUCUAAGGCUUUCUCCAGUUGGCGGUGAGCGGGGGGCCACUCCUCGCUGCGGUGCAUGGGCCUCUCAUUGUCGUGGCCUCUCGUUGCAAAGCAUGGGCUCCAGGCGUGCAGGCCUCAGCAGUUGUGGCACGUGGGCUCAGCAGUUGUGGCUUGUGGGCGCCAGACCUCAGGCUCAGCAGUUGUGGCACACGGGCCCAGUUGCUCCGUGGCAUGUGGGAUCCUCCUGGGCCAGGGCUCGAACCCGUGUCCCCUGCAUUGGCAGGAGAUUACCUGGGGCAAUUGAUGUUAUUGGUCAGACUAUAACUAUCAGCCGAGUAGAAGGAAGGCGACGGGCAAAUGAAAACAGCAACAUACAGGUCCUUUCUGAAAGAUCUGCUACUGAAGUAGACAACAAUUUUAGCAAACCACCGCCAUUUUUCCCUCCAGGAGCUCCUCCCACUCACCUUCCACCUCCUCCAUUUCUUCCACCUCCUCCCACUGUCAGCACUGCUCCACCUCUGAUUCCACCACCAGGUAUUCCAAUAACUGUACCACCUCCAGGUUUUCCUCCUCCACCAGGCGCUCCACCUCCGUCUCUUAUACCAACAAUAGAAAGUGGACAUUCCUCUGGUUAUGAUAGUCGUUCUGCACGUGCUUUUCCAUAUGGCAAUGUUGCCUUUCCCCACCUUCCUGGUUCUGCUCCUUCAUGGCCUAGUCUUGUGGACACCAGCAAGCAAUGGGACUAUUACUCAAGAAGAGAGAAAGACCGAGAUAGAGACAGAGACAGAGACCGAGAACGAGACCGUGAUCGAGACAGAGAAAGAGAACGCACCAGAGAGAGAGAGAGGGAGCGUGAUCAUAGUCCCACGCCGAGUGUUUUCAACAGUGAUGAAGAACGAUACAGAUACAGGGAGUAUGCAGAAAGAGGCUAUGAGCGCCACAGAGCAAGUCGGGAGAAAGAAGAACGACACAGAGAAAGACGACACAGAGAGAAAGAGGAAACCAGACACAAGUCCUCUCGAAGUAAUAGUAGACGUCGCCAUGAAAGUGAAGAAGGAGACAGUCAUAGGAGACACAAGCACAAAAAAUCUAAAAGAAGCAAAGAAGGAAAAGAAGCUGGCAGCGAGCCUGCCCCUGAACAGGAGAGCACCGAAGCUACACCUGCAGAAUAGGCAUGGUUAUGGCCUUUUGUGUACAGUAGUGCCAGAAAUAGAUACUAUAAAUCUUAUUUUUCUGGAUAAUGUUUAAGAAAUUUGCCUUUAAUCUUGUUCUUUUAGUAUGAAAAGUUAACUUUUUUCUUCUAAAAUAAAAGAGUGAAUUUUUCAUGUUAAGUUAAAAAUCUUUGUCUUGUAAUAUUUAAAAAAUGGACCGUAAUGACUUUGUAUCGAAGAAAGUAAUGUGAAUGAGUCACUCAGCAGGGAAUUUAAAGAGCUAUGUUUAGCUGUGUACAUAAUAGCUGAUUGAUAAAGGUCAAGGUUGCCUCUUGGCCAGUUUCCUUGAGGAGUUAAUCAAAUACCAGUCUCUUAAGAAGUUGCACUGCAAAAUGCAUCAAAAGGCACCUCAGAGUCUUGAGAUUAAAACUAGUCUUUUAUCACUGCUGUGGCACUGUUGCUUUGCAUAUUAAAGAACUCAUACAGUUUUGAUACUGCAACUUUUUGUGUGUGUGUGUGUGGUAUGCGGGCCUCUCACUGUUGUGGCCUCUCCCCUUGCGGAGCACAGGCUGCGGACGCGCAGGCUCAGCGGCCAUGGCUCACGGGCCCAGCCGCUCCGCGGCAUGUGGGAUCUUCCCAGACCAGGGCACGAACCCGCGUCCCCUGCAUCAGCAGGCAGACUCUCAACCACUGCGCCACCAGGGAAGCCUGAUACUACAACUUUUUGAUAGCAGGUUUUCAGUGUUCUAAAUUUGGGUUCAUGGUGAAACUGAAGGGGAACUUUUCUAUCCAAAGUAAUAAAAUCUAAUGGCACUUGGGUGACCUCUGAAAUAACUUGCCCUAAAUGUAGUUUCUGGCAGGCACAUGGACAAAAUACUCGUCACUGGGACACAAAUUUGAAUGGCCUCAAAGCCAUCUUUUAUGAGCUAGGUCAAGCUGGUUUGGCCUUUCUUGAUGGUUCUUCCAAGGCUCAUUGGUUGAGCAGCACGUAGAGUUUGUAUACAGUUACUAGCUAUACUGUGAAUAAAAAUAAAUAAGCUUUAGAUUAGUCAUUUCCCAUUACAUUUAAGAAAGUACAAGUUUAUAGAAUUCUGUGAACAUUUUUAGGGAUAGCCCUUAGAAGGUAUUUGUCAGUGAUGGUAGCAACAUGGUUUUGAAAGAAUGAAUUACUAGGAACUUUUAAAUAGUGAUAAUAGAAAUGAACUUAGUAUCACAUACUAAAAGACAGCUAUAUAAUUUUUGAAAAAUAUUUAUUUCUCGUUUGAUGAACACUUUUCAGCAAUGCACUUUUAAAAUCCUCUGUCUGGAAAUUGUUUUUAAAAUGCCCAUAAUGUACCCUUUGCAGACCUCAGCAUAUACCAGAUUUUAAUUUAACUGUAUGAUUUGAAUUCAGUGGGGGCAUACAAACCAUGUCAGCUGUUUAAGAGCUUUUUAUUGAAUAGAAAAAUAUAAACUUAAAGUUCUAGAGUAAUGAGAAAUGCUCCACACUGAAUAAAAACUAUUAGUAAUGUUUCUAUUUUGAGAAUUAUAUUUUCUGAGGUGUAAUUGGCUUUUCAUUAGAUCCUACUUUUCCUGACAUUAAAGUUUAUAUUUUUACAUUGUAGCCUUCAAAUACAAAAAUCGAUAAGAUAAAUACAUUGUUUCAACUUAGCUUAUUUGUGAUUUCCUGUUUUUCUAUGACCCAUCAUUGAUUCUAUAAAAAAGUGCCGGGCCAAGAAGCAAUGGUGAGAGUAAUUUUUCCUUUAAGUUCUUUUAGCAUCCUUGCCAAGCAAGCAUGUAUCAUUCCUGAUGUACUUCUGCCAUUGACAGCAAGAAGAAUAUCACCACAUCUAAAAAAAAUAAAGGUACAUGAUUAACAUUUUGAGCCACAGCUGAAGUUAAUGCAAGUUUUUUUUGGUGGUCCCAGUUUUUGCUCCAUCUGUCAGUUUUAAUUAUGUUAUCAGUACUUCUAAUUAAGGUUCUCCCCCUCACUUAAAUUCUUCAAAUUCUAUUGUUCAGCUUGUUUUAGAAAGAAUGCUAAAAGUAUAGGAAGUUGCUGUAUGGGACCAAGAGUAACAAAUCAUUUUGGAUUUCUUAGAAAUGGAAUGCUGCAUAAAUGUUUUAAAUUUCUUACCAAUAAGAAAAGAUAUAAUAGGUGCCUUAUUUCACAUGGGGCCAGGCUUUUUGCAUGUAUAAAACACAAUCUUUGGAUAUAAGUUUUUUGUUAAGUAGUCAUUAUUAUUACCUGAUUCUUCCAUCGUUGUAUGCUGGUGUUCCUUCAACAAUGGAUUUGAUAAAGAAAGGUUUGUUCCCAUUGUAUUCUUCAUAACCUCCUACAAUGCAGAAGCCCAGACUUCCAGCUGUGUUUCUUCGCAGUAUAACAUCUUUACAGUUGUACAGGUACCUGAAAUAGAACGAAAUCAAUGUAAAUGCGCAGUUAAUUCGAACUCAUAGUAAUUACUGUGAUUCAUCUCCCAUUCCCUUUAUUGGCAUUAUUUUUUUUAGGCUUAAUAGCACUGGAUGGGUCUCAUUCAAAAUUGUGUCAUAGCCCAGUUACCUUUGUGCUUUUAGCUGGCUCUUUUUUUUUUUUUUUUCCGGUAUGCAGGCCUCUCACUUUUGUGGCCUCUCCCGUUGUGGAGCACAGGCUCCGGACGUGCAGGCUCAGCGGCCAUGGCUUACGGGCCCAGCCGCUCCGUGGCAUGUGGGAUCUUCCCGGACCGGGGCAUGAACCCGUGUCCCCUGCAUCGGCAGGCGGACUCUCAACCACUGCGCCACCAGGGAAGCCCUAGCUGGCUUUUUCUAAUUUUUCUAAAAAUUUCUAAUUUCUAAUUUUUCUCUUUUCUAAAGCUAACCACCCUUUUAAAAGUGACACCAUCUAUUAUGUUCUGUUUAUGUCUACUGGGAAAGAAUCAUUUCUGGCUUAAAGAUUUAAUUUCUCAACUUAAAGUUAUGCCUAAAUCUUUACUGAUGAACCACAUUCAAGCAUACUUAGUUAUCAUAUUUUUAUUUCCUUAUGGAUGUAAAUAAUUUUUAAUGAAGGAAAAAUUCUUUGAAUCAUUAAUAUCUCAGUGGAAAAAAUUUAAAUGUAACCGUAAUUCAUUGGCUGAAGUUCUGACUUUUGAAAGAUACCAGUUUAUACAUAGUUGUACAUGUUUGAUAGGUUAUAUAGAAGCAUGCAGGCAGCGUAAUAUACUGAAUGGAGACUGAGGUGCAUUUAAAGAUUGUAAGAAUGAUUCAUACUGAAGGAGAAAAACCUGGCAGUAAACUGAAUAGCAAGUUAUAACAGGAAUGGGAGAAAGACCAUAGGUCUUUUGUAAAUGGGUAGAACCCUCAGCUAAAAUAGAAAAUUUGAUUGAGGAAGCUGUUCCUUUUAUUAUUCAGUGGCAGUUGGAUCAGUGUUAACAUAGGUGCAGGCUAAGUACAAAACUGUGUUACAGUUAUGACAGAGGUAUGUCAGGAGCUGGAUUUGACUCCAAAAUCCCCCAAGUCCAGGAACUGGUUUGAAAGAGAAUUAGCAUUUUCAGUGUUGGUAAAAGUCAAGAUUUGGUGAUUUUGUUUAUAAACUGUACCUUGAAAUACUAAUUUUUUUGAAAAACCAAUAAAAAGUCUCUUGAGAAA